Molecule: messenger RNA, 933 nt
Organism: Dipodomys spectabilis (banner-tailed kangaroo rat)
Lineage: Eukaryota; Metazoa; Chordata; Mammalia; Rodentia; Heteromyidae
Gene: Psmg2
Product: proteasome assembly chaperone 2
Exons: 7
Coding region: 118-912 (264 amino acids)
Biological process (GO): proteasome assembly
Cellular component (GO): cytosol; nucleus
Source: RefSeq, a predicted model, not a curated record
UAGGCGCCGGGCUCUGGGGACUGAACAGUGUGGAGUCGACGCCGAUCUCAGGUUUCCGCUGUCCUAGCACCCUCGUUCUUCUCAAGUCCGGGUUCAUACCUUUCCUCUCUGCCAAAAAUGUUUGUUCCCUGCGGGGAGUCGGUGCCCGACCUCACGGGCUUCACCCUCUUGAUGCCAGCUGUAUCUGUUGGGAAUGUUGGCCAACUUGCAAUGGAUCUGAUUAUUUCUACACUGGACAUGUCUAAGAUUGGUUACUUCUAUACAGAUUGUCUAGUGCCAAUGGUUGGAAACAAUCCUUAUGCAACUGCAGAAGAAAAUUCAACAGAACUCAGUAUCAAUGCUGAAGUUUAUUCAUUGCCUUCAAGAAAGCUAGUGGCUCUUCAGUUAAGAUCUAUUUUUAUUAAGUACAAAGCCAGGCCAUUCUGUGAAAAACUGCUUUCCUGGGUGAAAAGUAGUAAUUGUUCCAGGGUUAUUGUUCUCUCGAGCAGCCAUUCAUCUCACUGUAAUGAUCUCCAGCUUCGCAGUACUCCCUUCCGGUACCUACUGACACCUUCUAUGCAAAAGGGUGUUCUAAAUAAAAUAAAGAGCCUUAACUGGGAAGAAAUGGAAAAAAGUCCAUGCAUUCCUCAAAUGAAUGAUUCUGAAUUAUGUAUCCGUAUUCCGGGAGGAGGUAUCACAAAAGCACUCUAUGAUGAAAGCUGUUCUAAAGAAAUUCAAAUGGCAAUUCUGCUGAAAUUUGUUUCAGAAGGGGAUAAUAUCCCAGAUGCGUUAGGUCUUGUCGGGUACCUAAAUGAAUGGCUUCAGAUAAUCAAACCAUGCAGUGAAGAUCCUACAGCGUCUGCAUUACCCUGGAAGCUCCCCAGCUCCUGGAGACUGCUCUUUGGCAGUGGUCUUCCCCCUGCACUUUUUUGAUCUGUUGCACCUUUUGUCCCA